AUGAUGUGUAUUGAGUUGGUUAAGGAGGGUAAAAUUGUCGUAUGUGGAGGGCAAACGGGCAAAGUUUAUCUAUUUUCAAGCAAAAAUUGGAAUUCCACCCCCAAUCGCAUUACUGGAAAUAAUGAAUCCAUCAACAAAAUGGUUAAACUAACAGAAACUUCAGUAUGUGCAUCUUGUGAAGAUGGAUCUAUUAAAGUUUUUAGUGUAUAUCCUAAUAAAAUUGCUGGAUCCUUAUCAUUUAAUAAUGAAAAAUUUUCGACUGAAAAUAUAUGUAUGAGUCACGAUAAAAAAGUGCUAGCUUUUAUUAUGAACUUUAAUAACGUCAAUUUUGCAAACGCAAGGGAUGCUUUCGACCUUGCAGAGGGGAAAAAGAUCAGAAAUGGAGACUCGGAUUUUUUCUCAGAUUUAUGA
Babesia microti strain RI is the source of this 411-nucleotide messenger RNA. RefSeq names its product WD repeat-containing protein 55. Bases 1 to 411 code for a protein of 136 amino acids. Gene Ontology annotation, molecular function: protein binding. The record is from RefSeq and is a predicted model, not a curated record. NCBI's taxonomy places the organism in Eukaryota, Apicomplexa, Aconoidasida, Piroplasmida, Babesiidae. The transcript is spliced from 6 exons.